AUAUUUUCGUCGCAGUCCUGUUUUGUGUUGACCAAUCUCGAUGGUGGAUGGGAGCACAACAUAGUGGCCGUCGACUAUGGAGCCAACGACGAUUCUCCGCUGGAGCAGGCGCUCAGCCGUUCUCGGACACGCCGCUGCAGAGCCUGCCAUGCGGCUUGAUUUCGUUCUUCCCGGAAUCGGCACUGCCAAAUAUUCCGGCCCUGGCUUUGGCAUCGGGACCCUCGCUCUUCAUCUACCGAAACAGACGGCCGUACUUCAAGUUCACCCUCCCGAAGGUUCCCGCGAAUCCCUUGGAAGAAGACGUCUGGCAGUCGAUCCGGGCCGCGCCUACACACGAAUCUGGCCAAAUCGACCCGCAGUGUGUCGACGAUGCCUGGAAACUCCUCAGGGAAAUCCGCGAGUCCUCAACCGGCGAGCUUACCAACAGGACCCUGCUCUUUCUAUCCAUGGACGACGAGAUUUCGCGGAUCGAGUUUGUCCAGAAAGUCAAGGACCAGCCACUGACUCGCGAGCCAGCCAUCACAUGCAUAGCCGCCAUCAAAAGGCAUAGCAAAGAUGAAGAGUCCAUGGACUGCCUCAUCGUCGGCUCGGAGGAGAAGAUCGUAUACAUUUUGAGUCCCCCAAACUUCACCAUCGUCGAGAAGUUCCAGCUGUCGAGUCCGAUUGUAUUUGUAUCGGCCCGGGGCCUCUUUCAAGGGAACUACACAAUCGUGGUUGUGUGCCGUGACGGAAGCCUGUACCGACUAAAAGAGAACGCAUGUGAGCGACUCGUCCAGCUCGAAGUCCAGCCCCUUGGACUGCUGGUGUUCGAGCAAAGUGCCAUCGUUGCAUGUAUGAACCAUUGCAUAUACUGCUACGACUACCAGGGCUAUCGAAGGUUUUCUAUCCUGAUGCCGGCCGCAAUCGCAUGCAUCGAAGCGUUUGCACAUCCAUCCAAGCGAUAUGUCGGAUAUCUGGUUGCACUCGAGAACCGACAUGUCCGAAUCUACAACGGCAACAUACUGGUCUCAUGCAUACUCGCAGAUGGAAUUGUCAAGGCCGUGAGGUUUGGAACGUUUGCUCGCGAAGAAUCCUGCCUGGUCAUGCUGAUGACCUCGGGCGGUCUGCUAGUGAAGCGGCUCAAGAGAAGCACCGAGCUUGUCAGCGGCGAUUCAGUUCUGAGACCACCCAAGGAACAAAACAUUCCCAUUCCAGUUCCAAAGAAGACCAAGAUAUUCAUGGAGCAGUCGAAUCGGGAAAGAGACCAGGCAACAGAUCUCUAUCGAUUAUUCCAACACGGUCUCACCAAGCUCAGGAUACAGGCGCUCAAAGGGUAUAUGCAAUUGGAAUCCCGAUCCGCGGACCCAUCUGGAUCGUCGGCAUCGCUCCCAGUGAAGCUGGACGCAAAUCUUCUCGGCUUGGGCCCGCUCUACAGACUCGAGCUGCGACUGGAAAACAUUGGGACAGAGCCUUUGUCGAAUCUGGCUGUGCAUUUGCGACACAGUUCACGCGACAUUGUACCUCGCUGCAGGGGCUUCCAGCUGCCGCUACUGGUGCCUGGGCUUGCAUAUCAGCUCGAGACAGAUUUGCACACAGCAGCGCGGGACGAUUCGGGCGGCAGUUUUCCUAACCUCGCGGUCCCAGCGCCAAAGCUCACUGUUGUCGUUCACGGCCGCGGGCCGGGCGGGCCGUUGCUGUGUGCCGAGGUUGACCUGGGCGCGAUGGCCUGCACUCAUCCGCCGACAUGAAUUGCAGCACAUGAAUUGCAACCCAUGACUCGCAGUACAUGGCCCGCUUGAGGGAGUGCUGGUUCUUUGUGGCUGGACAGUGUGUGGCGCAGGCUGGAGGAUAGUGGCGCAGCAUCCGCGCAGCUCACAUGACCGGCGGGCGGCCAGCAUUUCGCACAAUCAAUUUUUUCCGAC
This is a messenger RNA of Polychytrium aggregatum, 1901 nucleotides long. RefSeq names its product ciliary BBSome complex subunit 1-domain-containing protein. Lineage: Eukaryota; Fungi; Chytridiomycota; Chytridiomycetes; Polychytriales. Gene Ontology annotation, biological process: protein localization to cilium; non-motile cilium assembly. Gene Ontology annotation, cellular component: BBSome; centrosome; axoneme. Bases 48 to 1727 code for a protein of 559 amino acids. Gene Ontology annotation, molecular function: smoothened binding; patched binding. The transcript is spliced from 10 exons. The record is from RefSeq and is a predicted model, not a curated record.